Messenger RNA from Hippopotamus amphibius kiboko, 1070 nucleotides. It is a transcript of the gene SPATA9, whose product is annotated as spermatogenesis associated 9. The record is from RefSeq and is a predicted model, not a curated record. NCBI's taxonomy places the organism in Eukaryota, Metazoa, Chordata, Mammalia, Artiodactyla, Hippopotamidae. The coding region runs from base 115 to 867 and encodes 250 amino acids. The transcript is spliced from 5 exons.
GCCUGCUUUUCUGAGUGGAAGGCUGCCGUCAUCCCUCAUUAAUGGUAGAGUAGGACAAGCAGUGCCCAGACCUGCAAGCUUGCCAUGAGCUAGGAACCCAAGCAAGAACUCAACAUGCCAAUCAAACCUGUUGGGUGGAUAUCUGGGCAGGUGUUGAAGAACUUUUCUGGAAGAAUUGAGGGGAUCCAGAAAGUAAUCAUGGACCUUAUAGAUGAGUUUAAAGAUGAAUUCCCUACCAUCCUAAGAUUAUCACAGUCUAAUCAGAAAAGAGAACCAAUGCAAAAAACAUCCAAGAUCAGAAUGGCUGUUGCUUUAGCCAGGAUCAACCGAGGAACGUUAAUUCAAGGGUUAAACAGCAUAUCCAGUUCCUCCAAAUCAGUUGCCAAACUUCUGCAGCCUCAGCUUACUUGCAGACUUACAGAGUUAAGGGACAUAUCUCAUCGUCUGCUCAAGGAAGUUAAUGCACCAAAGCAACCCCUAUAUAACAUGCAGGUCAGAAAGGGAUCUUUGUUUGAAAUCAUUUCUUUCCCAGCAAAGACUGCUUUAACUGGCAUAAUGUACGCUUCAUAUGCAGCACUCAUUUAUUUGACAGUCUGUGUUAAUGCUGUGCUGGAGAAGGUAAUAAAAAUUUUCCAAGAAGAAGAAUCCAUAAGAGAGGAAAGUGAAAAUUUUAGAAAAGCCUUUUCUGAGCCUGUGCUUUCUGAGCCUCUGUUUCCUGAAGGUAAAAUCAAAGCAAAACCUUACAGGUCAUUACCAGAGAAGCCAGACAAUGUUUCGGAUUGCCCCAAACUUCCUGCUAACAGGUUGACUAAUAAGAUCCAGGUUUUACAUUCUGUGUUUGACCAGUCAAAUGAAAUAAAUGAAUGAGCAAAUCUGAACUUAAAUAUCACUGAACAGAGCUUAAGAGUUAUCUAAUGACAUUUCGUCUGACAAAACUAGGAAACUAGUUUUCAUAUUCUGACUGCUCUUGCUUUGAAAAAAAACAAACAAACAAACGGGGAGGGGGGGACCACUGCUAAAAUGUCAUCCUCAAGUAUUGAUAUGGUAGAGAAAAUAAAAUGAAUCAAUGU